Molecule: messenger RNA, 3506 nt
Organism: Cebus imitator (Panamanian white-faced capuchin)
Lineage: Eukaryota; Metazoa; Chordata; Mammalia; Primates; Cebidae
Gene: CD276
Product: CD276 molecule
Exons: 10
Coding region: 352-1956 (534 amino acids)
Source: RefSeq, a predicted model, not a curated record
CUGGGGCGGGUCGGGCCAGGAGUCCCCGGAGGCCCGCACCUUCCAGCGCAGGGCAGCCGGAGCCACGCCGGGGCACCCUCCCUCCGGGCUCCCGCUCCCAGGCCCUCUCCCGGGUCCCGGCGGCCUCCGCGCACAGGAGUCCCGGGAACCGCGGGCGCGGCUCCAGCCCUGGAGCUCUGGGAUCAGCCGGGAGCUGGGGGGCGCCCGGAUCCAACUCCGUCCACCUCUUCCCUCGGGCUGAGAGGGUCCCGGGCGCCGUCUGACCUGCCGACCCCGGAAGCCGCGGAGCCGGGCGGGGCAGGGGCAGUCUUCCACCACGGGGAGCCCAGCUGUCAGCUGCUUCACGGGAAGAUGCUGCGUCAGCGGGGCCGCCCUGGCCUGGAUGUGCACGUGGGUGCAGCUCUGGGAGCACUGUGGUUCUGCCUUACAGGAGCCCUGGAGGUCCAUGUCCCUGAAGACCCGGUGGUGGCCCUGGUGGGCACCGAUGCCACCCUGCGCUGCUCCUUCUCCCCUGAGCCUGGCUUCAGCCUGGCACAGCUCAAGCUCAUCUGGCAGCUGACAGACACCAAACAGCUGGUGCACAGCUUCGCCGAGGGCCAGGACCAGGGCAGCGCCUAUGCCAACCGCACAGCGCUCUUCCCGGACCUGCUGGUGCAGGGCAACGCAUCCCUGAGGCUGCAGCGCGUGCGCGUGGCAGACGAGGGCAGCUUCACCUGCUUCGUGAGCAUCCGGGACUUCGGCAGCGCUGCGGUUAGCCUGCAGGUGGCUGCUCCCUACUCGAAGCCCAGCAUGACCCUGGAGCCCAACAAGGACCUGCGGCCUGGGGACACGGUGACCAUCACGUGCUCCAGCUACAGGGGCUACCCGGAGGCCGAGGUGUUCUGGCAGGACAGGCGGGGUGCGCCUCUGACCAGCAACGUGACCACGUCGCAGAUGGCCAACGAGCAGGGCUUGUUUGACGUGCACAGCGUCCUGCAGGUGGUGCUGGGUGCAAAUGGCACCUACAGCUGCCUGGUGCGCAACCCCGUGCUGCAGCAGGACGCGCACGGCUCCGUGACCAUCACACCCCAGAGAAGCCCCACAGGAGCCGUAGAGGUCCAGGUCCCUGAAGACCCGGUGGUGGCCCUGGUGGGCACCGAUGCCACCCUGUGCUGCUCCUUCUCCCCUGAGCCUGGCUUCAGCCUGGCACAGCUCAACCUCAUCUGGCAGCUGACAGACACCAAACAGCUGGUGCACAGCUUCGCCGAGGGCCGGGAUCAGGGCAGUGCCUAUGCCAACCGCACAGCGCUCUUCCCGGACCUGCUGGUGCAGGGCAACGCAUCUCUGAGGCUGCAGCGCGUGCGUGUGGCAGACGAGGGCAGCUUCACCUGCUUCGUGAGCAUCCGGGACUUCGGCAGCGCUGCGGUCAGCCUGCAGGUGGCUGCUCCCUACUCGAAGCCCAGCAUGACCCUGGAGCCCAACAAGGACCUGCGGCCCGGGGACACGGUGACCAUCACGUGCUCCAGCUACCGGGGCUACCCUGAGGCCGAGGUGUUCUGGCAGGACGGGCAGGGUGCGCCCCUGACCAGCAACGUGACCACGUCUCAGAUGGCCAACGAGCAGGGCUUGUUCGAUGUGCACAGCGUCCUGCGGGUGGUGCUGGGUGCAAAUGGCACCUACAGCUGCCUGGUGCGCAACCCCGUGCUGCAGCAGGACGCACACGGCUCCGUAACCAUCACAGGGCAGCCCAUGACAUUCCCCCCGGAGGCCCUGUGGGUGACUGUGGGGCUCGCUGUCUGUCUCGUUGCACUGCUGGUGGCCCUGGCUGUUGUGUGCUGGAGAAAGAUCAAACAGAGCUGUGAGGAGGAGAAUGCAGGAGCUGAGGACCAGGAUGGGGAGGGAGAAGGAGCCAAGACGGCCCUGCAGUCUCUGAAACACUCUGAAAGCAAAGAAGAUGAUGGACAAGAAAUAGCCUGACCAUGAGGACCAGGGAGCUGCUGCCCCUCCCUGUGGCUCCUACCCUCUGGCUGCAAUGGAGCUGCACUAUGAGCCCCGCCCCCAACAGAUGUGUCCCGCUCUGACAGGUGGGCUCCUUCUCCAAAGGAUGCGAUACGCAGACCACCGUGCAGCCUAUUUCUCCAAUGGACAUGAUUCCCAAGUAAUCCUGCUGCCUUAUUUCUUAAUAGACACAAUACACAGACCACCCCACAACGUUAUUUCUCUGUCAUCCUGCCUGCUGCCUUAUUUCACAGCACAUGCAUUUCCUAGGGACACAGUACCCUGACCACAUCACCACCCACUUCUUCCAGUGCUGCGUGGACCAUCUGGCUGCCUUUUUUCUCCAAAAGAUGCAAUAUUCAGACUGACUGACCCCCUGCCUUAUUUCACCAAAGACGCGACACAUAGUCACCCCGGCCUUGUUCCCCCAAUGAGACUGAUACGCUAGUUACCACGUUCAGACCGGCUUCCACCUGCAUAGAAUCUUGUCUUCUCAGAUGGGGACAGUGCAGCCUCCGCAUCUCCUGGAGUCUAGAAGCUGUUUCCUCUCUCCUCCUUCCUCCUCUUGCUCUGGCCCCAGUAUCGACCUUUUACCUCCCUGCCCCAAGUGAAGACAGGGUACUCUUCGCCCACCACACGCACAGGUACGCAGAGAGACCUGCAGGUGCACGUGCUGGAACACGUGUGGUUCCCCCCGACCCUGGCCCAGCCUCCUCUGCAGCGCCCCUUCUCCUGCCCACCCUCCCCGCAGAAGCACGUGCUGUUCUCCAGGGAUCUGUGACGGGGCCCCUGGCGGUCACCUUCUGUCCCUCUGCCUUUCCACCUCUUGGUUCCCUUACUUUCAUUUAUCCAUUCAGUUAAUGUUUAUUGAGCAACUACAGAUGUCAGUACUGUGUUAGGUGCUGGGGGUCCUGCGUGGGAAGGUCAGUUCCUCCCUCAAGGACUCCCCAUCCAGCUAGGAGACAGAGAGCCAACUACACUCCCCUUGCAGUUCUCGGUGGGGCUCCUGCCUCGCUCCCUGCUCUACCACUCCCUUGUGCUCAAGGCUUUCUGGAUACUUCACCCCCAUCCCAUCCCUAAUUCUUACCCAGAGCAUGGGGUGGGGGCAGAAACCUGGAGAAGGGACAUAGCCCCUUGCACGGCCAGAGAAUCUGGUGGGUGUCCAAAGUGUCUGCCUAGGCAUGGGCAAGUGGGCAGACACCAAGGUCCCCAGACCUCGCAUAGCAGCGGCAGGGGCAGAGCCUGGGGCAGAGUAAAGCCAGGAGUGCUUUGGGGACACAGAGGGGACUGCCACCCACCCCCACCAUGGUGCUAUUCUGGGGCCAGGCAGGCUCUUCCUGGCUUAACUCUGGCCAGCUCCAGGCCUCUGGUGGAGUGAGACUUCAGACGUUCUGAUGCCUUCCGGAUGUCAUCUCUCCCUGCCCCAGGAAUAGAAGAUGUGAGGACUUCUAAUUUAAAUGUGGGACUCAGAGGGGUUUUGUAAACCGGGGGUAUAUUUUGGGGAAAAUAAAUGUCUUUGUAAAAAGCUU